AUGGCAAGAUAUCACUCGUCUCACAGCCACGGACUGGUGGAUAAGCCACACAGGUGCCUCCUCCACCGGCUACCUGAGCAAGAGCCAAGAGAUCGAGCGUCGUAAGAAAAUCUUGAACAAGCUAGUGAAGAAGCCGGACAUCAUCUUGCCGGAGAUGGCCGGGACGGUGGUGAGCAUGGCGACGUCCAUGCUGAGGGGCGCCAUCAGCAUGGCCGCCUCUGCCGCCGCCACCGAGAUGAGUCUUCUCAUGGGCGUCCGCAAGGACAUCUGGUUCAUAAAAGACGAGCUCAAGACUAUGCAAGCAUUCCUAGUGGCUGCUGAGAAAACGAAGAACAAAGACUUGCUACUGAAGGUGUGGGCAGAGCAAGUAAGAGAUGUAGCAUAUGGCAUUGAGGAUUGCCUUGAUGAAUUUAUGGUGCAUGUGGGAAGCCAGAGCCGGUCUCGACGGUUGCUUAAACUAAAAGCCCGCCAUCGCAUUGCCAGCCAAAUCCGCGAUCUCAAAGCAAGAGUAGAAGAGGUGAGCAACGGGAACACACGCUAUAACUUGAUCACCGCCGAUUCCUCCAGCUGCAUUGACGAGAUGAAUUCCUACACGGAAGAUAUUCGCAGCCACUCAGCUAGCAACAUUGAUGAGGCAGAGCUUGUGGGAUUUGCUAAGGCUAAACAAGAGUUGAUUGCGAUGGUGGAUGUCAACUCCAGAGAUGGUCCUUGCAAGGUGAUAUGUGUCGUUGGCAUGGGCGGUCUAGGCAAGACUACUCUUGCAAGGAAGGCUUAUGAAAGUAAGGAAGACAAUGUGAAUAAAUUUUCUUGUUGUGCAUGGGUCACCGUCUCACAGUCCUUUUCCAAGAUAGAGAUGCUCAAGGACAUGAUUAGCCAACUUUUGGGUAUCGACUCUCUGAGAAAAUGCUUGAAAGAUCUUGAAGGGAAGGAAGUGCAAAUAGAAAAUCUCUCUGAGUAUCUCACAAAGGAGUUAUUGGAUAAGAGGUACUUCGUUGUUCUUGAUGACUUGUGGACCAUAGAUGCGUGCAAGUGGAUCAAAAAUAUUGCUUUUCCUAGUACAAAUAACAAAGGCAGCCGAAUAAUAGUAACAACACGAGAUGCUGGCUUGGCUGAACAAUGCACUAAUGAAUCACUUGUCUAUCACCUUAAGCAAUUGCAACCAAAUGAUGCCACAAAAUUGCUACUAAUGAAGAGUAGGAAAACACAUCAAGACAUGGAUAAUGAUAAGGACAUGAAAACAAUGGUCCACAAAAUAGUAAAGAAGUGUGGGGGUCUACCGUUGGCUGUACUCACUAUAGGAGGCAUGCUUUCCACCAAAAAGGUUACAGAGUGGGAAAGUAUCUAUAAUCAAAUCCCCUCAGAGCUAGAAGUCAACCCUAGCCUUGAAGCAAUGAGGAGGAUAGUUACUCUAAGCUACAAUCACUUGCCAUCUCAUCUGAAGUCAUGCUUUUUGUAUCUAAGCAUCUUUCCUGAGGAUUUUGAAAUCAAAAGGAGACGUCUGAUAGAGAGAUGGAUAGCAGAGGGGUUUGUUAGAGCCACGGCAGGGGUGAGCAUUGAGGAUGUGGGCAAAGGUUACUUUAAUGAGCUGAUCAACAGAAGCAUGAUUCAGCCAUCAAGAGUGAACAUAGAAGGAAUUGUUAGGAGCUGUAGAGUCCAUGAUGUUGUGCGUGAUGUCAUGAUCUCGAUUUCUAGGGGUGAAAAUUUUGUUUACUUGGCACAAGAUAAUGUGACUAGUGUCAGAGAGGAGACCUUUCGCCAUGUAGCAUACCAUGGUAGCGAGUGCCAAAGUAUAGGCAUGGACUGGAACCAUGUCCGGUCAUUAACCAUGUUUGGUGAGAAACCAUUGGAGCCAUCAUCUUCGGUUUGUUCACCUGACAUGAGAAUGCUCAGAGCCUUGGAUCUAGAGAAUGCACAGUUUCAAGUCACACAAAAGGAUAUCAACAACAUAGGAUUGUUGCGCCACUUGAAGUAUGUGAAUUUUUCUGAUCCUCGAGGAUAUUCACAUAUUUAUAAACUUCCUAGAUCCAUAGGGAAAUUACAAGGCUUGCGCACUUUGAACAUUAGAGACAGUUAUAUUACAGAACUGCCAACUGAGAUUUGUAAACUCAAGAGUUUACACAGUCUGCGUUGUACCAGAAAUAGUUCCUAUGAAUACUUUGACUUGUAUAGCCCCAGGGAAUGCUUGGUGCAAACACUUUGUCUGCCCAUGCUGUUCACACCUUUGACUGAUCCUAGUAAGCGUACCAAGAAAGUUGCUGAGCUACACAUGGCCUGGUCUAGCCGUUGGUCAUGGUCAAGAGGUGUGAAGGUGCCAGAAGGAAUCGGCAAACUGAAAGAGCUGCAAAUACUAGAGGUCGUGGACAUCAGACGAACUAGCUGCAAAGCAAUUAAAGAGCUAGGUGAGCUUGUGCACCUGAGAAAACUGAGCGUGGUUACAAAAGGGGCCACCAAGCAGAAAUGCAGGAUACUCUGUGAUGCCGUUCAGAAGCUCACUUGCCUUCACUCACUUGAGUGGCUGCAUGUUGUUUCCUCUCCCCCUCCCCUGUUGAGGAGUCUGACGUUGGAUGGACGCCUUGGAGAGAUUCCUGGCUGGGUUGGGGAUCUGAUGCAUUUGGUCAAGCUUCACUUAUGGCGCAGCGAAAUAAAGGAAGAAGGUAAAAUCAUGGAAAUACUAGGGCCACUUCCCAACCUCAUGCACCUUCUUCUUGGAAGGGGCUGUUAUAUCGGGGAGAAGUUGGCGUUCAAAACGGGAGCGUUCCCAAAUCUCAAGAAGCUUGAUAUUUGUAAUCUGUGGGAACUGAGAGAGUUGAAAUUUGAGGACGGCACCUCCCCCCAGCUGGCAAUGAUAGAUAUCAGUUGGUGCGAGUUGAGAUCAGGAAUUACCGGAGUCAACCAGCUUCCAAAGCUCAAGGAGAUCUCACUUGGUCUGGGUGGUCGAGUGGCGAAGCUUGCUAUGCUGCAAAGUGAAGUGGACGCCCACCCCAAAAGUCCCGUGCUGCGACUGUCUGAGGAACGGAGCUACUAUGAUCUGGGGGACGUCGUCGUCCAAGUGGAAGAAGCAACGGAGGAAUCAUCAUCUCUCCAUCCUGAGCCUGCAGCAGCGGGAGGGAGCUCAGAAUCGGUGGUGACAACAAACGUCAGCCAAGACGAUCUGCUUUACACUUACAAUUCGUGCUGACUGAAUCCGAGCAAGUCUCCUGCCACUUCCACCACAAUGUAGUAACACUCUGCAGGUUCAGGUGCGGGUGCAGGAAAAGAGGAAGAUACAAAUACAGUCAGGAUGGUUGACAGCUGCAAGAUACGCCAGAUUGUUUCUGCAGAAUUAAAGGUUGGGCGAAGACUGUCUCUUCCAAUUCAAUGCUCCGGUGAACUUGGGGCAAUCUUUUAGGCAGAAUUAACGGUUGGACUCCUUCCGCUGGAACAUCAAUUAUUAACUGCAUGUUGCAAUAUCCAGAGGAUAAUCAUAUAAUGAUCUGUUGCUAAUUAUCAAUAGAGACUUGCUUUGUUUGCCCGUGGGUCGCUGCUUGUAUGAUUCCAUGCUAUAUCUUGUACCGAAUCAUAACUGAAGAAUGACGACACCUGCUUACUGUAUAAGAUUGUGCACUGAAGAAUGCCGACGCCGACGAAGAGCAUAGCCAGCCAAGAUGACGUACUGUACACAUACAGGCCCUGUCCAAUAACCAUGCCACUGUAUAACUGCAUGCUCAUCAGCCAAGUUCCAUUAGGGGUUCAGACUUGUGAAGAAAAUCAGCGGCUACAAGUCCACUACAUCACUAAACGAAAAAUUGGGAACUUCCUGCAGCAGGACAGCUGCACCAUGGACAUGAGAAAGUGGGAAUCCAAUUAUAGCACCAUGCAUCUGCACCCAAAUCGCCUGCAUAUAUUUCCAAGGCUGCAGGCUGCAGGAAGUUAGGAUUUCGCAAAUCCAGGUCAAGCUGGAAUGUGGCAUGAUUAAGGUCAUGAUGCAAUUAAUGCGACUUAUGGUGGUGCAUUAGAGUACCAAAUUUUCUGCUGAAGGUUGUAUAAUAGCACGGAGCCAAUUGGAGGAAGGCAAAACCAAUGGAAGUACGAGAGGUGGGCACCGGCUGACCGCCUAUUCCUUCUGUAUUUCAGUGUAUAAUUGUAUAUUCUGGAGAUAAAUUAGUGCUCACAGUGUGGUAGGGGAGCAUUUCCAAAUGUCAGGAAUCUUGAUAUUUGGCAGGAGCUGAAGCAACUCUCGCAUGUGAGAAUUGAGCAGGGUGGUUGAGAAGGACACUGAAUGUUGUGAAGAGUGUGUACUGUGAUCACACUGAUGAGUGGUCAGUUCAAUUUACUUCCUCUCUGUUCGUUGCGGUGCC
Molecule: messenger RNA, 4337 nt
Organism: Aegilops tauschii subsp. strangulata
Lineage: Eukaryota; Viridiplantae; Streptophyta; Magnoliopsida; Poales; Poaceae
Source: RefSeq, a predicted model, not a curated record